UUGUGGCGCUGAGACUGCAGGAUGUUGGAAUUGAUGGAAACCAGGCGGGCCAGUCUUUGACUUUGUUUCACAACGUCCAUAUAUUUCAGCUCUGUGGUCUCUUGCUUUCUGUGUUCUUCUAUAUCUCCUCAAAGGCAGUGCCUUGUUCUUAGUGGGGUGAAGCACCAGUUUGCUGCAAUCAGGAGUCUCAAUGGGGAGGACUCCAUGCUGUGAGAAGGCUAACGUGAAAAGAGGCCCUUGGUCACCUGAGGAGGACACCAAACUGAAGGAGUUCAUAGAGAAGUAUGGGAUUGGUGGGAACUGGAUUUCUCUCCCUCAGAAAGCUGGCCUGAAGAGAUGUGGGAAGAGCUGCAGGCUAAGAUGGCUCAACUAUUUGAGACCCAACAUAAAACAUGGCGAGUUCUCGGAAGAAGAAGACAGGAUCAUAUGCAGUCUUUUCACCACCAUUGGAAGCAGGUGGUCAAUCAUAGCUGCCCAGCUCCCAGGCAGGACGGACAACGACAUCAAGAACCACUGGAACACCAAGCUCAAGAAGAAGCUCCUGGGAAUCACUAAUCCUUCCCAUAGGAAACCUCGUCAGCAGAAGCAGCAUCAUCAAAAUCACCAACAGUACUGCCUCCCAUCCCCAUCUCCACCAUUACAAGGUCGAAGUCACACCACAACCACCACCACCACCACCGAUGGCUUUCCCUUCACCACUGCAACUUUUGGCCUCCUGGAAGUUCCAUAUGACCAACAUCAGAUAAAGGAGAGUAGUGCCAUGAUCACGUUGGGCAGUGACCAGACCUGCAGUUCUUCUGACGGAAGCUGCAGUACUAAGGCUGGCUAUGUUGGAGGAGGAGAUCGUAUGGACAUUGAUGGAUAUCUUUAUGGUGCUACUGAACUGGAGUACAGCUCCGAGGAGAUCAACCAGCUUCUGAUCUCCAUCCUGGGGUGCAGCAAUGGUGGCACGAACAGCAACAAUCUCUAUCUGGAUUACCCUACGGCCAAUGCAGGAAGAGAAGAACUCGAAGACCCACUGAACUACUGAUCAAUCCGUGACCAUAGAGGAAAAGGUCAUGAGAACAACUCCGUGGGUUGGAGAGAGUGAGGCUUGUUAAUCUCAUAUGCUGUCUGCACAAAUGCUACCUAAACAUGCUUUUCUUUAGGAUUAACGGUGUCAAACUAAGUUUCUUA
Musa acuminata AAA Group (dessert banana) is the source of this 1176-nucleotide messenger RNA. Its product is annotated as transcription factor MYB8-like. NCBI's taxonomy places the organism in Eukaryota, Viridiplantae, Streptophyta, Magnoliopsida, Zingiberales, Musaceae. The record is from RefSeq and is a predicted model, not a curated record. The coding region runs from base 191 to 1030 and encodes 279 amino acids. The transcript is spliced from 3 exons.